AUGGCCUCAAACCUCCCGAAGGAGUACAAAGUCGGCGUCUUCGAGGCCAAAGGUGAGCCGAUCAAGUUCAAGCAGGUCAAAUUGGAGCUGCCCAAGCCGGGUGAGGUCCUAGUCAAGGUCCUUGCCUGUGGUGUUUGUCACUCCGACCACGCCGUCCGCUUCGGAUUGUUUGGCAACAGCUUCCCCAUUGUUCCCGGUCACGAAAUUAUCGGCGAGGUCGCCGCCGUGCCAGAUACUGAGACGCGCUGGAAAGUGGGAGACCGCGUCGGAGGACCGUGGCACGGUGGCCAUGACAACACCUGCGUCUCAUGUCAGCGUGGGCUCUUCCAGAUGUGUGAGAAGGAAGCAAUCAACGGGGUCACCAGGGACGGAGGAUACGGGGAGUAUGUCACUUUGAGGACAGAGGCUGUUGUGCGGGUACCCACCGACGUCGACCCUGCCGAGUUCUGUCCGGUUCUGUGCGCAGGGGUGACGGUGUUCAAUUCUUUGAGGCAACAAAAAGUCCUUGCGGGAUCGAUCGUUGCGGUACAGGGACUCGGUGGACUCGGCCAUCUUGCGCUGCAGUAUGCAAGUAAGAUGGGAUACCGGACGGUCGCCAUUUCGUCGAGCUCUGACAAGAAGGAGUUCGCCACCCAGCUCGGGGCACAUGAGUACAUCGACGCCUCGCAGGGCGACAUUGGUGAACAACUCCAGAAGUUGGGAGGCGCUGCAUGCAUUCUGUUCACUGCGCCAAACGAGAAACUCAUUCCUUCGUUGCUCGGUGGACUGGGUCCGUUGGGCAAGCUCAUUAUCCUGGCAGCAUCGGCCCCCGCUGAGGUGAAUACGGCAUCCAUGAUUUCCAAGGGCCUCAGCAUUCAGGCAUGGCCCAGCGGUCACGCUCUUGACAGCGAAGAAGCCAUUUCCUUUGCUCAAGUGCACGGUGUGCAUGUCAUGAUUGAGAAGUUCCCACUGGACAAGGCCAAUGAAGCCAUGGAGAAGAUGACCAGCGGCAAGGUUCGGUUCCGAGGAGUUCUCAUCCCAUAG
This is a messenger RNA of Fonsecaea multimorphosa CBS 102226, 1023 nucleotides long. RefSeq lists its product as uncharacterized. The transcript has 4 exons. The record is from RefSeq and is a predicted model, not a curated record. Lineage: Eukaryota; Fungi; Ascomycota; Eurotiomycetes; Chaetothyriales; Herpotrichiellaceae. Bases 1 to 1023 code for a protein of 340 amino acids. Gene Ontology annotation, molecular function: oxidoreductase activity.